Messenger RNA from Closterium sp. NIES-67, 6530 nucleotides. Lineage: Eukaryota; Viridiplantae; Streptophyta; Zygnematophyceae; Desmidiales; Closteriaceae. The record is from the annotation of a GenBank genome assembly.
GCACAUCACCUCGGUUGGUUGGUAGUGUAAGAACCUAUCCAGUGGCUAAUGGCGGACAGAACCCCACUUCCUCUUGAAGUGGUGUCGAAUCAUUGCUGCUGUGCGAAUGGCUGUCUUCGGGCCUUCGCAUUUCACGUGAACUGAGCUCGCUCGCCACACUUCCCACCAUUCCGCAGCCACCAAUUCUCACCCACCACUCAAGACGCCUGAGCUAUCGUGAACGUUUUUACAGCUCUCAAAUUUCCCUCUCCCUCGCGCGCUAGUCUUCCUCGCCUCAUGGCGUCGCACCUUCUGCACGCCGUCGUCAGCCACAGCGACCCCGCGCUCCUCGCGGUCCCGUCAUCCCCCACCUCACCCGUCCCGCACACCCCGGUCUCGCCUCACCCCCUCACGCCGCGCGAGCCGCGCCACCUGCUGGUGCUGGACGGCUCGCGCUUCACGUGCGUCAGCGCGCCGCUCGCGCUCUCGCUGCGCCUCUGCUUCCAGGACCACUCCGCCAGCGCCGCCGCCGACUGCUCAGCAGACCCCCAGCAGCGCGCCGAGCAGCGCGCGCGACUGCUCCCGCCGCCCCUUGAAAACGCUUCCCCCGAUACCUCUCCCGAAAGCUCGAGGGAUGGCUCGUUGCGCGCGUCCACGGGGCUAGGCCUUGGCGCAAGUGGGCAGGAGGCAGAGGAGGCGGAUGAUGGGGAUGCGGGGGAUGCGUGCUGCGGGCGGGAGGGGGUGCACGUGCACGCGCACGUGCACCGCGGGGACGCGACUGAAGACGUGCUGCUGGAGCCGUGUCUGCACGCAGGUGUGCCGUCGCCCUACCUGUGCCCCUCCCCCACCCCCUCGCCCCGCCUCCCCCCGCCCUGCGCCCUGGGCGCGUCCUCCCCUGAUUGCGCGGACACAGGCAGUGGCGCUGCUGGCGGGGUCGAGGGGAGUGACGUGGUGGCGAGGAGCAGGGGGGAGGGCGUGAGGGGCUCAGGGGGGAAGGUGCAUGGACAUGGCCCCAGCUGUGAUCACGCGGAGGAGCAGGGCGACGGUGAUGGGCAUGUGCAUGCGGAGGGGUGCGGGCAUGCGAGCAUAGCGCAUGGAGACCAUGUGGACUACCUCAUGCCGCUCCGCGAUGGCUCGUUCCUGCUGCACCACGCACACCACGCACACCACGCACACCACGGGCACCAUGGACACCACGGACACCACGGACACCACGGACACCACGGACACCACGGGCACCACGGGCAUUCGAACCAUGAUGGCCAUGGCCAUGGCGAUGCGCACCAUGCGCAUGAGGCCACCCAUGGCACAACCAGCCACGCCCAUGGCAUUGUACAUAGCCGUGAAGGUCGCACGCCCAUUAGUAGCUGUAGCCAUCAUGCACAUAGCCAUGACCAUCAUGCACAUAGCCCUGACCAUCAUGCACAUAGCCAUGACCAUCAUGCACAUAGCCCUGACCAUCAUGCACAUAGCCAUGACCAUCAUGUAUGUGGGGUUGAUGUGCACGUGCAUGAGGAGCAGAACCACGCAGAAGGAAUGCAUGAUGGCCCGCGCACUGCUGUACAUAGCCAUGACCAUCGUUCUCACGUCAACAGCCAAGCCCAUCCCCAUGCUGAUUCGGACCCUCAUGCCCAUGCGCAAGCCAACGCACAGGGCCCUGCCAUGGCGGCAGCACCAUCCCAUAGCCAUGUCCCCCAGCCCCUUUCCCAUGGCUCCACAGCGCACCCUGCCUCCACCGCUGCCCGAGGGAACAGCUGCAGCGCUGCCAGCUGCAGUGCCACCCGCACUGCCACCCACGUUGCCCCGUGCGGUCACUGUGCGGAUGGCCACAGCCGUGAAGCGCCUCCAGGCGCAUGCGGUUACCACGUGCACGAGCACGGGAGGCUGGUGAAGGUAGGCGCCGCCACGGGGCUGGUGAGGCGGCGGCGGGGCAAGCAGCAGGUGGCCGUGUUCACCUACGAGCACCGCGCGCCCGGCCCCGCCCACUGGGACUGCUGUGGGCGCAGCUCUGGCAGUGCGGUGGUGGUGCGCUGCUCUGAUGUGAUGUGCCGCCGCACGCGGCUGCCAUCCUGUGAUGAGUGUGGUUGCACGGAGGGCAGCGAAGGGGCAGCAGAGCCGGGAGAGAAGCGGCAAGCCAGUGGAGCAGGGCAGCACGCAGCCGUGCCAGGGGCAGCAACUGCAGCGAGGCUGCUUGAUGCUGACGUGGCACAGGUGGUGAAGAGCCAGAGGGUGGCGGCAGCAGCGGCUGCUCUGAUUGGCUGUCAUGUGAGGGAGCCUGUGGUGGGCCGUGGAGUGCAGGCGCGCGGCGGUGAAGGGAGCACGAGCAGCAAGCUGCUUGACCACGGCGAUCAUGGCAGCAGCGGCGCCUGCUGUUGCCAUCACCGCAGCUACAGUCGCGCUGACUCCCACAAUCACACUCACAGCAGUGCUGGCGCUGCUGCUGCCAGCGCUGGUGCCAGUGGAAGCAGCGAGGAAGCAGGAAGAAGGGCGAUGGGGUGUGGGGGGCAGUGCUGCUCGCCUCAUGUGGGGAGCACGCAGGGUGCAGGGAGGAAGGGUGAGAUGGUGGUGCUGGUUGGUGGGGGGGAAGGGGAGGAGGGAGAGGAAGGAGGAGAGGAGGGAGAGGAGGGAGGAAAGCAGGUGGCCGGCAAUGCCGCUCUUGUACUUCGUCGUUUGUUCCUUCUGUCGAAGACCGCAUGUCAACGAGCAGUCAGUGCCAUGGCCACCACGGCAGCGAGUGGCUUUCAAUACGCCCAUGCCAACAGCAACGCUGCCGCCUGUGCUCCUGCCGCCACUGCUGCAGCUGCCACUGGUGCUGGCAGCGUGGGUGGCGCAGUGGUGAGCAGCACGCGCGUGGACGUGUUGGGACUGUGCUGCCCGGCGGAGGAGGCUGUGGUGCACCGAGUGCUGCAGGCGCUGCCGGGCGUGCGGCAUGUGGCGGUGCACACGCCCACCAAGACAGCCGUCGUGCAGCACGAUGCCACCAUCACCACCGCUGCUGACAUCGUGGCGGCGCUGAACGGCGCCCAUCUCAACGCCAGCCAGCAGCACAAGGGCCAAGUGCGGGUGGCGUCGGCGGUGCCGUCGCCGUUCAUGCUGCUGUCGGGCGCGCUGCUCGUCGUCUCCCUCUUCCACUACCUCCUCGCGCCCCUCCAGUUCGUCGCCCUCGCCUCCAUCGCUGCCGGCCUGCCGCCCAUUCUGCUGCGCAGCCUCACAGCGCUGAGGCGGUUCAUACUCGAUAUAAACACCCUCAUGGUCAUUGCAGUGGCGGGAGCCAUCGCCAUCGGGGACUAUGUGGAGGGCGCCUCUGUGGUCUUCCUCUUCUCGCUCGCCAACUACCUUGAGGCGCGCUCCACAGAUAAGGCGCGGGUGGCCAUCCAGGCGUUGAUAGACCGCGCGCCGCAGACUGCAGAGCUGGCAGGCACCGGCGAGCAGGUGCCGGUGGAGCAGGUGCCGGUGGGGGCGCUGCUUGCAGUGCGCCCAGGCGCCAUGGUGGCUGUGGAUGGAGUGGUGCAGAGCGGUGCGAGCAGCGUGGAUGAGAGCAGCCUGACAGGGGAGUCCGUGCUUGUGUUGAAGGACAUGGGCGCGCCCGUGUGGGCAGGCACCGUCAACACCACAGGCUUCUUCACCAUGCGCGCCACGUCCCUGGCGUCUGACUCCGCUGUCGCCCGCAUGGUGGUGCUCAUCGAGGCGGCGCAGUCUGCCCGCUCGCCAGCACAGCGCCUGGUGGAGUCCUUUGCGCGCUUCUACACGCCACUGGUCGUGCUCGCCGCUCUCCUUGUGGCCCUCGUGCCCCUCGCCGUCCCCUCGGCUGACCGCUCCUACUUCCUGCAGCUCGCCCUGCUGCUGCUCGUGGUGGCGUGCCCCUGCGCCCUCGUGCUCUCCACGCCCGUGGCUGCCGUGUGCGGCAUCGCACGCGCGGCGCGGGACGGCGUGCUGGUGAAGGGUGGCGCGGCGCUGGAGAUGCUGGGGCGCGUGCGGGCCGUGGGCGUGGACAAGACCGGCACGCUCACGCACGGGCGGUUCAGGGUGGUGGGGCUCGAACUGGUGGAGGGGGGCGGCUGCAGCAGAGAAGAGUGCCUCCAGUGGCUGGCGGGUGCAGAGAGCCAGUCCAGCCAUCCCAUGGCGGCCGCCCUCCUUGCCUUCUGCCGCCAACACGGGGUGCAUCAGGUGCAGGGGGCGGUGGGUGCUGCUGAUGCAUCCACCCAUGCUGCAGCAGCCAGCACAGGUUUGGCUUCAACUUGCAGCCGUGCGUGCAGCAAGAGCGGUGCUGCGUGGAGCAGUAGCAGUAAGACGAAUGGCAAUGGUCAUGGCGCAUGUGGCGAUGGUCAUGGCGCAUGUGGCGAUGGUCAUGGCACAUGUGGCGAUGGUCAUGGCGCAUGUGGCGAUGGUCAUGGCACAUGUGGCGAUGGUCAUGGCGCAUGUGGCGAUGGUCAUGGCGCAUGUGGCGAUGGUCAUGACGCAUGUGGCGAUGGUCAUGGCGCAUGUGGCGAUGGUCAUGGCGCAUGUGGCGAUGGUCAUGGCACACGUGUGACGGCUCUCGAUGCAUGCAGACAGCCACAUGACACAUCCGAUAUGACUACUGCCACGUAUGGCUUGUGCCAUGAGUCGAAUAGAAAAGACGCAGGGGCAUGUGGUGCAGGGGCAUGUGGUGCAGGGGCAUGUGGUGCAGGGGCAUGUGGCACAAGUGGAGCCAAGAGAGGUUGCUGCAAGGGCCGUGGUUGCUGUGCUGGAGAAGCAAGCAGAGCAGCAGAGGAUGCUCAUGCACUCUGUGGCAACGAUGGCAAGGAUGGCGCUGAGGGGGGGUGCGGCCAUGCAGCAGACGAGCAGUGCGGGGCCGUGAGUGGGUUUGAGACGGUGGCGGGGGAGGGGGUGGAGGCGGUGGUGGGGGGGAGGAGAGUGCAGGUGGGCAACGAGAGGAUGGCGCAGCGCAUGGGAUGGACGCAUGCCAUCCCCCCCUCGCUGCUCGCCCACUGGCUCGGCAUCGGGGCCACGGUGGCGUGGCUUGGGGUGGACGGCCAUCCCAAGGCAGCCGUUGCCGCGGCGGACUCGCUUCGGCCCGAGGCAGGGGAGGCGGUGGGGCAGCUGGUGCGCGGGCUGGGGGUGCACGUGGCCAUGCUCACCGGCGACAACGCCGCGGCCGCCCACCGAGUCAAGCAGCAGCUGCACCCCGCAGUGGAGGUGCAUUCUCACCUGCUGCCCGAGGGCAAGGUGGCGGUGGUGGCGGCGCUGAGGGCGGCGCACGGCAUCACCUGCAUGGUGGGCGACGGCAUCAACGACGCGCCUGCUCUCGCCGCCGCUGACGUCAGCGUCGCCAUGGGCACCAUCGCGUCCGCAUCAGCCAUGGAGGCUGCUGACGUGGCGCUGAUGUCAGACGACCUGCGCCAGCUGGCGCGGGCGCUGUGGCUGGGGCGGGCGGUACGGUGGGUGGUGGUGGAGAACGUGGCGGUGUCGGUGGCCGUGAAGGCCGUCGUGCUGGGGCUCGCAGUGGCGGGCCGCGCGCAGCUGUGGCUGGCCGUGCUGGCUGACGUGGGCACCAGCCUGGCUGUGGUGGCCAACUCGCUUAGGCUGCUCAGGAGCGGGGCGGUGGGUGGGUGCUGGUGGGGCGGGUGGUGAUGAUGGUGGCGUUGCCAGGGGAUCGGUGUGUGCGGCUUGGUUGUGGGCUCUGGAAUUCAGCGCCAUGCCUGUGUGAGGAAACCUGUGCAUUCCCCCGAGGUCGUUGUGUGCUGGUACCAUAUUUCCUCGCCAUUUAUUGACUGUCGCUGUUGCAGUUUUCCAUGGCCUUAUCCUGUGUUGGAGCUUCCCCCGGUAGGUGCUCCCUUGGGUAGGCAAGGUCAAGUGCUCUCUGUGGAAAGAAAGGGCACAAAAAGGUGCAGUCUCGUCUCAGGUGCGUCCAGUGUUGUGGCGUCGGACCCGCGACGAGGCGAGGCGAGGCGAGGCGAGGCGAUGGACCUCGAGGAGCAGACAGGGGUUUCGCUGAGCACAAGGAGUGUCGGGCUACGCUGCAGGGAGCGACGUUAGCGGAGAGCAAGGGACACGCAAACGUUGUGGGGCCCGCAAGGUGGCAUGGAACGAGAUGACGACGCCGCUCUUGCUCUCAUGCGGAAUGGUAUUCCUUUCGAUGGCGAGUUUCAACCGGCGCCGCGGUGAAUGUCGCCACCGACCAUCGCGCACAGAGGAGCAGAACGUCGAUUCUAGGAUUACCUUUCGUUGUACGUGUCGACGCCUAUUCAGGGCAACGUUGGCGACGGGAAUCUGAGAUGCGGACCAACAGUUUCCGCUGUCUAGGUUUCGCUUCAGUUCCAGUGCGACGGGAACCCGCCAUCCGCAGUUGCCGCGUGCUAAUGGUUAGGCUGCACGGUACGCUGGCGGCGACAAUCACAGAUGUGAACAGUGCAUCACACCUGCCUCUACAAUGGGGCCUUGAGGUGACUUGCCUUCGUCGGGAUGAAAAAACUGUCUAACAUAACUUAUGUUGUUACUGUAGACUAUACAGGUUUGUGCCUUAGAGGGUACAACACACUAGUCUAUAUUUCCCUGUAUCUUCCUAUUCU